AUGAAGACCUUCGCCGUCGUCUCCCUCGCCACCGCCCUCCUCACCACCUCCGUCGCCGCUCAAGACCAAUACCGCAUCAACCCAGAGUCCGUGAGCGAAAGCCUCCGCACCUUCUGGUGCGACCAACAACUCGCCCAAUGCCCUCUCAUCUGCUCGCAAACGGUGGAAUCAGCGAGCUUGGAAACCAACAGCAACGACUGCACCGCCUCGGACCUCACCUACUCGUGCGUCUGCGACAACGGCUUCUCCCCCAACGUCUCCGAAUACUCCCAGACCCUCCCCUUUUUCAUCUGCCAGGAAUGGGGCACCCAAUGCGUGGCCAAUUGCGGAAAUGGAAACACGGCCUGUCAGUCUAGCUGUACGGCCGACCACCCCUGUGGUGCACAGAACCCCACGAGGCAGAACACGAGCACCUUGACAUCCACCAUGUCGAGUACUGCGAAGAGCGGCGGUGCUUCGGAUGCCUCCACAACGGCGAGUGAUGGUGGGCAGGUGGUGACCAGCGAUGGUGUCACGGCGACGCUGUAUGGAAUGGCUACUUCCAAGUCGGGUGGUGGUGAUACUUCCAAUGCCAUUUCCCACGUCAGAGUGUGGGCGCUCAGCGCUGGGCAGACAUUUGGUACCAUGGCCCUCUUCGGUGCCAUGGUCGGUGGCUUUGCCGUUCUCUUGUGA
This is a messenger RNA of Ramularia collo-cygni, 672 nucleotides long. RefSeq lists its product as uncharacterized. The transcript has a single exon. Bases 1 to 672 code for a protein of 223 amino acids. The record is from RefSeq and is a predicted model, not a curated record. NCBI's taxonomy places the organism in Eukaryota, Fungi, Ascomycota, Dothideomycetes, Mycosphaerellales, Mycosphaerellaceae.